This is a messenger RNA of Trematosphaeria pertusa, 1310 nucleotides long. RefSeq lists its product as uncharacterized. The coding region runs from base 109 to 1170 and encodes 353 amino acids. Gene Ontology annotation, cellular component: nucleus. Lineage: Eukaryota; Fungi; Ascomycota; Dothideomycetes; Pleosporales; Trematosphaeriaceae. Gene Ontology annotation, biological process: mitotic sister chromatid segregation; kinetochore assembly. The record is from RefSeq and is a predicted model, not a curated record. The transcript is spliced from 2 exons.
ACCGCGCCGCGUCGGCACCGCGCAACAUUGAUAUCGCGUACCACCUGUGGAAGGAGCACAGAAGGGAACGUACUACUGUCUUCUACUUCGGUGGCCUCAACACCUGCCAUGGCACCACCGCAGGAUGAGACACUUGCCAACAUCCGGAAAUACGCUGCCGAAGCUCGCGAGCUGCAAGACGAUCCAAUGGAUUUUGACGCGUCUCGCACUGAGGCGCGACUGGAGCAGACUGUGAGGGAACUGCAAGCUCGCGUGCAGGAACAACAAGCUGCGCUGGAAAAGUUACGCGCUGCCUCUAGCAUAGACGUGGAAAAGGCCGCCUAUGCAUCCGAGGAUCCCAGAGAGAAGCUGAGGCAGCUGCUCGCAGUCAAGAACGCGUAUACUCGACUGACUUCGACGGCGCCCUUUCUUCCCUCUCAAGGCUCAGUUCUUCCGGCUCUCCUGGCUGCUCGCACUUUGAAGGAGAACAUCCAGGGGACGAAGGAUGCGGUCUCUAGCACUCAGGAGCAAGUCGCGAAAACGGAAGCUGCGCUCCGAAACGAGGAAACGAACCUGCAUGAUGCGCAUCUGAUCGCGCAAGCCAUGGAGAAGAGGAUCCAGAGACUCCGGGCGCAGCACGAAGAUCGAUCGCAGAAGACGCCUGCCCAGCUUGCGAAGGAGCUGAUUGCUACCAAGCGCGCCCAGAAGGAGGGCUACGAUGAGGAGAUGAAGCAGCUCGGGGGAGCUCUGAAUGAUUUCAUCAACGACUACUUAUCCGCCAUGCUUGCUGCCGAAGAGCUGGGCGGUCCUGUUGUUGGCGACAUGUUGGACGUUGAGACCGACACGCUCGCAGCUGGCUUUACGAAGAAGGGCAAGGUCAAAUCCACGAAGAAGCCGGUGUCCGACAAGACAAGGCAGCGAAGAAUUGAUCAGAUUUGGGGCGACAAGGCUGCUAUUGAUGAAGAGGAGGAGCCGCUGACAGAGGCCGAAGCUGCUGAUAAUGAGAUGCGCCAGCUAAUUGAGAACCUCUUCGCAACUUUGACAGGCCCUGGAGGGGGCAGGGCUUACUAUGAGCUGGACAGAGAUUCGGCAGCGUCGAGAUUCCUCGUCAGGGCGAAGAUCGCACAGUUCCAUCCAAAAGAUGCGAGAAAGCUGCGGCUGGUAGACUUUGGGAGAGAGCUCGAUGAUUGAUAGCCGUCACGGCUCGUAUGCGCCAGCCCCUUUGGAAGAUGCUGAUGUGACUGUCUGUUUUCUGAUAUCUCGACGAGUCUCUGUUCCUUUCUGACGGUUUCAUGUCUUGAUACCCAAUCUGUGGCGGUGCGCCACAAAAG